Molecule: messenger RNA, 4134 nt
Organism: Plasmodium vivax (malaria parasite P. vivax)
Lineage: Eukaryota; Apicomplexa; Aconoidasida; Haemosporida; Plasmodiidae
Exons: 2
Coding region: 1-4134 (1377 amino acids)
Source: RefSeq, a predicted model, not a curated record
AUGCUGAGCGCGAAGAACAAAUUCGAAAUCGCCAGGAACAGGUCCUGCAGCAGCAUAAGAGAAAACCUGAUGUGCUCGUCGGUCAUUUUGAAAAACUCGAGUUGCCUCCUGAAGAGCAGCCCCGCGUUUGAGAGCGCCACGCAGGUGAACAGGCAGGGCGAAGGCAUCCAUGGUGAAGUCUUCCCGGGUGAAGGCCUCCAGGAUGAGGUGGCCUCCCCGGAGGAGGCUCCGCUGAGGGAGAGGAGUGCCAAGGAGCUGCAGCAGUACGUGCACACAAGUGGAGUCCCCCCCGACGAUGGGGCCGCCUUUAUGCCAAACGAAUGGCCACAGGACCACGACGUGAAUAAUGAGUUUAAGAAUGGAAUUCUAUACGACAGAAUUGUAAUGUCCAAUGGGACAUAUAACACUGCCGUGGACAGUGUGCAUAGCAACUUCCAGACGAAUAAACUGGAGAAUGUGGUGAACUCGAUUAAGUUUGAAGAGAACACGAGCAUCAAGAUUCCCUCCUACUUGAGGAGCUCCCCCCUGUAUGUCCUCUACCCCGAGCUGGGCUACCUCCAGGGGGGGAGGGAGGAGCGUAAAUCAGAAGGGCGAUCAGAAGCGCGGUCAGAAGCGGGAGCAGAAGCGAGAUCAGAAGCGAGAUGCGACGAGCGUGCCGAACAGGAGGGCGCUUCAAAAGAUGGCGCUCAGUUGGGAGGGCGAGACGACGCAGGGGGCCCAGCGCAGUCCGAGCGGCUGCCCAAUGAGCGGCUUUCCAAUGAGAGGCCCCCCCCCCCGCAGAACAACCCCCUGAACAGCUACCUCCGGUACGCCCUAAACAGCAGCCACACAUCAGGCAGAAACCGAAUGCACGACUACUUCGAGUCGUCCAAAAAAAACAUGGUGGAAAUAGCCAACCCGAAUGACCUGAACCACACACUCCUUUACACGAAGAAGAGCACCCCGACGGACCUCAUAUUCAAUUUGUAUAAGAACAGGUACGUCACCAGCAGCAGCAACCACACGGACAAUGAGCUGAGCACACUGAAGGUUCUAAAAGGACUCAAAAUGCCUAUCAUCGAAAAGAACGAAAAGGGAGAGAAUAUUACCAUUGCGUCGGAAGUUAACGCCAAAAGGAGAGUCAAUCUUAUAGAAAAUGAGGGCACUAGUGCAGACACAAACAGAGGAGCAGGAGGAGGAGCCAAGCAAGUGAGUAGGGGAGGCAAACCCAAUUUGAUUGUAUCCCUUAUUGAUGUAUCGUCUAGCGAUAAGGCGUCCCUAAAAACAGUUCACCUCGAAGGUAACAAAACUGCAGGGGAAAAAAAAAAAAUAUUUCAAUUGAAGAAAAAGACAAGCAAAGAUGUGCAGGUGCAGACGAAUGAUGGCGAUUUUGAGGAAGCGGAGAAAUGCUGUGUCGACUCGGACGUUGAACGGGUUGUUAGUAUACUGGAGGGAAAGAAAAAAAAGGUUCCCCCAGAAGACUCGCAGGGGGGUAGCCCACCUCGGAAAGGGGGAAGAGGGAGGUUCUCCAUUUUGUACUCCGAUGUGAGGGGGCCAGGGGAGAGCGGCGAGGAGACGCCCUCUGGCAGUGGGGACGCGGAAGAAGGGGAAGAAGCGGACGAAGGGGGGGAAGUGGACGAAGGGGGGGAAGUGGACGAAGGGGAGGCGGAGAGGCGUGCCAACCCCAGCGCAGAUGCAAUGACUUGCAAUAGCGUUUCGCGGAAUGGCCGCCUCGAAAUGACCCAAGCUGUGGAGAACUACAACCAGUUUCUGCGAAGGGGGAGAGCCCGGGGGGGACUAAAUGGGACCGUACUGAAAAAGCAGUCCAGUGGACCCCUUCGUAGUGGCCCCCUAAUUUGGGGGGAGGCUCAUCUGAACGGGGCCAAAGCAUCACCAAGUAGUGGUAACAAUGGGGGGAAAGAACCAAGUGGAUGGGAUGGAAGUCCCCCCAGAGGAUAUAAUCCCACAGAUAAGUUAACCAUGGGGUGGUCUAUCCCCCAAGCAAAAAGAGAUCCUCCACCCUACCUCGGUGCAAAGGUAAGUAAGGCACUUCUUCUUCAGAAGGUCCCUCCCCCCUGGGUUUACAAGACCCCGGGAGAGACCCCCACUAGUGCACCCCUCACUGGGUUUAGAAUCCAUAGGGGGAACUCUCCCACAGACCGGGUCUUUACCAAUCACCCCUCCGUUGGGAAGCUUCCCCAUGUGUGCCCCAACGAAUUGAGGUAUUCUGAACCCAGGCCAAGCAGAGUAUGUGUGUACAUUAAAAGUAGUCCCCCUGGGGGAGGCUCCCAUAGAUGUGACACAGACCAAUCUGGGGAUGAAAGCAAAUCUGCAACUGCAUGUGAUGAGGAGUAUGUGAAGGAGAAAAUCCCAAACGAUCUGCUACUCAAAAAAUUGUACAUUCAAAAAAAAAGGCAGCUCUACGAAAGGAGGAAGUUCGAAAGGGCCAUCGCCAGCAUGCUGGAGAGGAGAGCCAUGCUGAGGGAGCGGGCGAGGGACAAGUACAGCGCGUUGGCGAGCAUCCACGGUGGGGGUAGCGGCCAUGGUGAUGUUGGCGGUGGCGAUGUUGGUAGCGACCGGGGUGACGAAUCUCCCAGCAGCGCCGAGCGGGACCGCGCUACCCCUUUAAGAACCCUCAGAUGGGCAAGGGGUCGUCCAAAUCGAGCCUACAGACCUGCGCAUGGGUCUCGUGCCUGGAGGGAUACAACCCUAGGGGGUUAUCAGAAUGGCCACGUCAGCAGCUGCAGCAACGUACACUUGUACUCCUCAAAUGAAGAGUCGGACGGUGCGUUCGGCAAGAGGGCGCACAACGCAGCGCGGAACUGCAGUGCGAGAGAUGGGCGCAGAGGGGUGGGCAGUCAACUGGCUGAGCGGGGCGAACAAAACUGCGAUAGCGCCAUCUCACCGCGAACUCCCCUUGAAGCGGCAGCGAAGGAAAGACGCUCCGAUAAGCUGGCAAAUGAACGGAGCAAGGGAGGAGCCCCCCACAAGUUCUCCCCAAAGUUCUCCCCCCAAUCGUGGAGGCUCAGAUCCCUGUCAUACAAAAACAGGGUAUCUAAACUGAGCGUCCUGGAGAAAAGCAUCCAGCCAUUCAAGGAACGCGCAAAAAGGAAUGAACUCCUUGGGGGAAACAAAAGUGACGAAGGAAGUGACAUCAUUCGGAGGGAAAUCAAAAAAUGUGUAGAGCGAGGUGGGUAUGGAGAGUCGGGCGACGAAACGGAGGAGGAGCCAAGUGGGGGAAGCACUGACGCAGGGGAAAAACACCUCAUGAAGGAAAACCAAUCCGAGGAAGAUGACCAAACGGGGGGAAUAAAAAUUACCUAUAAUUUAGGAAAAAUCGUGAAGAGGGGUAAUCCCACUCCACACGAAUGGGUUAACACCGAAAAUGCGUUCAGCCCUCCACUUAGUGAGGCGAAAGGACGCACUGAUGAGAGACAACACGACGGUAAUGAAGAGCAAACGGAUGAGCACAUCUGCAAACGGGGGGACGAAAAAAGGGAAUCCUCCCUGGCGGAAAAAAAAAACACAAUGGGAAUGAGCUCAGCUACAAAUGGGGACUUCCAAAAAGAAAAGACAAACAAAUCGGAUAGCCUAUUCAGGGUAAAAGUAACAAUAAAGAAGGCCCAUGAAGUUCGAAGUGAAAUAGACAAACGGAGUAGUAACCCGGAGGAGGGUUCCAACCCUAAUCGCUUCGUUUUACAUGAGAAUGUGCAGGGCGUGGGUUCCUCUUCCUACAAAGGAAAUACAAACAAUGGGUGCAUCACACGCACAGGGUUGGCACCCAAAGAGAAAGGAAAUUUCAGCGACACGGAAGUGGCCACUAGGAAGAGAAACUCGGAAAGGCCCCCAAAAAAGGGGGCGGGACCCAAUGACCCCUCCUGCAGCAGAACCUUCCUGAGGAAGAACGACGGGCACGGAGGUGGAGACUAUUUAAAGAUCAAGCAAAAAGAGACCGCAAAUAUGCGAAGCCACUCUCAUUCGAAGUUUUCCAUCCAGGUAGAGGAAAGCAAGGAGACAUUACCCGGCAUUGAGUUCACCCCCAAAUGCAACUCACCCCUAUGCAGGGGUCGAUCUAAUGAGGCGGACCGGCUGCAAGACUUGGAACGUAUCGACCCAAACAAGUGGAUACAAAAAAUUUUCGGAGAUACGCACUGA